Molecule: messenger RNA, 2952 nt
Organism: Rhopilema esculentum
Lineage: Eukaryota; Metazoa; Cnidaria; Scyphozoa; Rhizostomeae; Rhizostomatidae
Cellular component (GO): cytoplasm
Source: RefSeq, a predicted model, not a curated record
CUUCAGGCGCUUCAAAUCGGCUCAACAAGAGACUAACAAAAAUUAACGUUCUAGCCUAAAAUAGCAUGGAAGGAUCUUCUGACUCAUCCCGGUACAAGAAAAAAAGUUACAAACCUUUGUGAAAACAAUUUUUUGGGUUUAUGCUAAGGUAGAUAAGAUAGACACGGAAUAAAAGGCCUGUCUAUCUUACCACUAACUUAGCCUGGCGAAAAUAAGUUCUGAGUUUUAUUUCAAGCAGCCUUGGAAAGCAACUGGCCCCCUAAAAGAAUAUAUAUAUGUUUUUCUGGCCCGGUAUUUAAAACAAUUACGAACCCUAGUUGUGGAUCUAAAUAGGCCAAUCAGAAAUGCGAGCACGUGACUGUUGAGGCUGUCCAAUAAGUGCCGCUACCUAUAGAGAAUGUUACCAAUAGAGUCCUGAGGUGAAAACGAACUCCUUUUCUCUACCAAAUAGCGGUUUUUUCGUGCAUAUGUAGAUAGAUUCCAAAACUGCUAGAUGGAACGACGAUCGGGCUAUACCAAUAAUCCGAAACAUAUCGCCAUUAAAGUUUUUGCACAAUCUGGGUUUUCCAGUAAAUGCUGCCCGAUAGCAGAAUCGCAUGUUUUAGUUUUAGUCGCACUUUUAGAUCUGCAAGACCGAGGUGGCUGUUCUCUUUGGGAAAGAGUUUUGUUUUUAAUGCUAGAAGGGACAUGCUGUUUUAUUCUAUCCUUCAAUGUACGGUUUAAUCAAAUGUUUGUUUUUUUCAAAGCUCUUUUCCAUUUUUGUAUCAUCAAAAGAUUGUGUUCAAUUGAUACCAACACAACAAACAUUUCAAUGCACUGCGAGCGAAGCGAGCAGCAAAUUUGUUCGCUCUCACCCUUCAAAAAAGUUGACUGCUACCCGACAUUUUACAACAAGGCUGAUUGUAUUGGUCACUGAGUUCAGUUGCUUAUCGGCGCUCUGCAGAUGAUAGCGUCAUGACGCAUUAUUGGCCACGUAGGCCGAAGUAAAUCAUCCUGAAUAUUUCCACAUUGAUGAUAAAAAUGGCUGCGAAAGAGACAGGUGCUGAAGAGAAUACAGAGAAAGAUGAAGGUGGAUCGUGGUGGCAAUCUUGGAGCAAAUCUAUUGUGGAUACAGUGAAGGAAAAGACAUCAUCUACCUAUGAAAUGGUGCAGAAAGACUUGUCAGAGUUUUACCAGACCAUCCAAACAGAUACAGCUCACGUGGUUGUUGAUGCUGCAUCUAAGGUUCAAGACCAGAUACAAACCAGCAAAGAUGAUCAGGGUGAUGAAGCACCAGGUCAAUCAGCUUUCAGACAAGGAUUUGCAAAUAUUUUGUCAUCAGUGUCUGAAAGCCUGAAAACCCUUGCACAGGAAGAAGCGCCAUCUCCGGGCAAUCAUCACGCGGAAGUGUCCGCAUCAUCCCCUGUUUAUGACAGACGAAGAGUCAAAAUCCAGCAAAUACAGACCGAAGUAGGAACAUAUUGUAACGAACCGGAGGGUCCAAAAGACAAUUUUCUUGACUGGCAACAGAUGUUUGAUUUUGAUUCAAAGAGAGGAGAGAUGUCUGAUAUGCUUGUAAAAGUCCCUGAGAUAAGAGCGAUUUAUUCAAAGUUGGUUCCCUCGGCUGUUUCUCAUGGCGUUUUCUGGAAGCGAUAUUUUUACAAAAUUCACCAAUUUGAAAUGAAAGAGGAACGAAGGGCUGCGUUGGUUGCCCGCGCAGAAACCUCGAGUAUACACGAAGAGGAAUACAAGUGGGACAGUGACGAUGGAGAUGACAUUGUUGAAACUGAGACUGGUUCAAAGGCUGCCAUAGUUGCCGUGCAAGCGCAGGUUCAUGCAGAAACGAAACUUACAGAACAAACUGUAAAAAUUGAAAAUGAUCCUAGUGAAAAAACCGAAAAAUUAAAUGAGGAUGUACCCACGAAAGGCAGUGUCGCAGAAACGAACGAUGACCCCAGUUUCGAAGUUUUAUCGCCGAAAAAAACAGAGGAUGUCGAUAGUGGUCGCUCGAACUCUGCCAAGGAGAUCGAAUAUCAGAGAGAGGUUUCUGAGGGAUCUCUUUCUUGGUCGAACGAGGGUGAUGAAGUAGAUGGAAGCGAGACUGGGCUUUCACCUUCGACUUCGAAUCGAUUGUCACCUAGCAAAGACGAUAGCUCAUCUGGUAGCUCGGUCGAGUUUAUUCAAAAGGUAUCGGAUAGCUCGUUGGUAGCAGGUGGAAAAGUUCAGAGUACAGCUGGUCUAAGAGAAAGCAAUGAGGCGAAAUCAACGGGCUGCAGUGACAGGCUACUGGAUGUAAAAGGUGCAUAUGAAACGAGGCUAGAUCAUUCCGAGACUGCCAGUACGGGUUCAUGGAUCAGCGUAGAUGAUGAAAUUCGUGUUCGCAAGUCGAAAAAGGAAAAGUUUAUCAAUGGAAAAGAAUCGGAUUCUGAACUCACGAAAAGCCCAGAAUCAAAUCGAAACUCGGGCAGCAGCUCGUCUAGUGCAGUGCUGGUUGAGAAAAUCGAAUGCAAGAGCAUGGAUGACGAUGAUAAUGAAGAUGGUGAUCUCGAUUUAGAUGAAGAUAUAAACGAAGAGGAGUUGCAAAAGAUCAUGGAGAAGAUAAAGAGCAAAUCAGGGGACCUAGAUGAUGAUGAUGAUGACUGGGAAGAUUGGGAAUAAAGCAGCCAACGACAAUUAUUAUCUUCUCCUCUGAUUUUCUUCAAGUCGCUGUCUGAAAAGUUAAUGUACUGUUUUGUAUUCAUUAUUCAAACUGAUGUUUACUAUAGAUUCUAACCAAGGCUGCCUUUAACGUUUAGUAUGAUAAUCAGAAAAGGCACCCCAAUUAAUAAGCUCCCUGGCUUCAAACGGCCUUCGCACAUUUAACAUAUUCAAUGGAAUUUUAACAGGGUUAUAGUUUCCAGGACAUUUUUAAUGGUUAUCUUUAUAUAUUUAUGUCUUAAAAGAAAUUAACAUUCGAUAGUAACGGCUAAUAGA